ACCCUCCCAGUGUUGCCGGUUCCAUUUGCGACCAAUUUUCACCUUCUCCUGGUGGUGGACGAUCUCACUCACCAAACGCCUCUGCUUUUCCCCUACUCUAAUCAUCCAAAAAAGCUUCAACUUUGAGAAAUGGGUGGCAAAAACAAGAAGAGAAAGAGAGAACAAAACCGACCCACCAUUCACCCCAACAACAAGUACUCCGAAAACCCACCUGAUUUCACUCAUUUAGCUUCUCUCUACCCUUCCUUCCAACCAUUUGUUCAAUACUCCCAUAACGGAUACCCUAGAAUCGACUGGACCGAUUUCAACGCCACUCGCGAACUCACCCGUGUCUUACUCCUCCAUGAUCACUCUCUCAACUGGUGGAUUCCUGAUGGGCAACUCUGUCCCACUGUACCCAAUAGGUCUAAUUACAUUCAUUGGCUUCAAGAUCUUCUCUCAUCUAACAUCAUUCCAAAUACCAUUUCAUGUAGUGAGAAUUGUAAGGUUAGAGGAUUUGAUAUUGGAACUGGAGCUAAUUGCAUUUAUCCACUUCUUGGUUCAUCCCUUUUGGGAUGGAGUUUUGUAGGCUCAGAUGUAACUGAUGUUGCCAUUGAGUGGGCCGAAAGAAAUGUUAAUAGUAAUCCGAGUGUUUCUGAGUUGAUUGAAAUUAGGAGGGUACAAAGCAAUGCAACUACUUCCUCUGUGGAAGGGUUGUUGCAGGAUGAAGAGACGGUUCUUAGUGGUACGGAGGUAGAGAAUUUACCGAAAUUGCUUCUUGAUUUGAAUGCAUGUGAGAAUAGGAAUUAUAAUGGACCUCCUGUACUUGUUGGUGUAGUGAGGGAUGAUGAGAAGUUUGAUUUUUGUAUGUGUAAUCCUCCGUUUUUUGAAAGCUUGGAGGAAGCGGGACUUAAUCCCAAAACUGCUUGUGGUGGCACUUCUGAAGAAAUGGUUUGCGCUGGUGGUGAGAAGGCCUUCAUUACUCGCAUUAUUGAAGAUAGUACUCAACUCAAGCAUAAUUUUAGGUGGUUCACUUCAAUGAUAGGUAGAAAAUCAAACCUCAAGUGUCUUACAUCGAAACUUUGGGAAGUUGGAGUCACUGUAGUGAAGACAACUGAAUUUGUCCAGGGUAGGACAUCCCGAUGGGGGCUUGCUUGGUCUUUCUUGCCUAUUGUGCAACAGAAGUCAUCGAUUUCUUUUCCGAACAAGAAUACCAUGUCCUUCAUGCUUGAGGGUCUUCAACGCAAGGAUGGGGCCAUUAAUGUGUUGGAAGAUGUCAAGUCUUACUUUUCCUUGCGCGGUCUCUCCUGCACAAUGAAUACCUCCUCUUUCACGGUGGAUGUUGUGGCAACAAAAGAUGACUGCAAUUCAAUCUUGAAGAAUGAAAUGCCCAUUAUCAAUCAAUCCACUGAUUAUCAACCUACUGAGAAGAAUACAUCUAAUGGAUCAAGUGUUAAUCUCUCUUGUGAUAGAUCAGGCCUUCGUAUAUCGGUUUUUCAGCAAAUCCCUGGGACACUGUUGGUGAAAGGUUCAGUACAAGAUAAGAAUAGCCCAUUAUCAGGAGCAUUCUCAGUGAUUUUCCAGAAACUGGAAGAAACAUUACGGAAUAAAUUUUGUACCAGAUCAGUAUAGAGUUCUUGAUUAUUCGAUUUAUCAUUUGGCAUGGUGACUGGAUGUGUUGCAUGAUUCUGAGAAGUUCACAAUUGCUAAUUUUUGGGGUCAGGAUUUAUAGAAAUCAAGUGAAGGUGUUGGUGUAAAAUAAGGAAAUAGAAGCAACAAUAAUUUCAGGAGGCACUAUUGCUCGUUGAGAAAUUUGUACGAUAAUAAACCUUAAAUGAACCAUUUUAGUUGGUAGGAGAAUUGUACUUAACAGGAUUUGCAUUUUAAAUGUCAAACGUAUCGUCAUUUUCUACUUAAUACACAAUACUACAUGCUUAGCAGGUUUAGUAUUUGCUGCUACAAUGGCUUAGUUUUGUGGUAAGGGAAUAAAAAGGAAUAGCCUCUGUCUACCAUCAUAUGCAGUGUCCAAGAGCUGUCAUUAUUGGAAUACUAAGGAUCUUAACUUUAGGACGUCCUAUACACACCAAAACACUUCGUAAGGGAUCCACUUCUAUUUUGUUGAAAAUUAAUAUGAAAGUUAAUCGCUCUAUUGAUGGAUGAGUGAGUCGGUAGGUUAAGUUCCGGACUUACACUUAGACAUAUUUUGAAUUUAUGAUAGGGUUUAUUUCACAACUAUCAAU
Molecule: messenger RNA, 2219 nt
Organism: Vicia villosa (hairy vetch)
Lineage: Eukaryota; Viridiplantae; Streptophyta; Magnoliopsida; Fabales; Fabaceae
Exons: 8
Coding region: 130-1611 (493 amino acids)
Biological process (GO): rRNA base methylation
Cellular component (GO): nucleus
Molecular function (GO): 23S rRNA (adenine(1618)-N(6))-methyltransferase activity
Source: RefSeq, a predicted model, not a curated record